ACAGCGUCUAAUCAGCAACAAAACAAAGCAACACAGCAGCAACAAAAGCAACAGCAGCAACAACAACAACAAGUUGCAAAUAUGUCGUAUCAGCAGCGCAUCGCGAGUGGAACGCAAAUCCAUAGGCCUUACCGUACCAUGGAUCAGCAGCAGUAUGUUAAGAUGGGGCACGCCCAUCAGCAGCAGCAGCAGCAGCAACAGCAGCAGCAGCAGCAGCAAAUGCAUCACCAUCACCACCAUCAGCAGCAGCAGCAGCAGCAGCAGCAGCAACAGCAGCAGCAGCAGCAGCAGCAGCAAUCCUCGCGCUCUGCAGCUAGUCCGCUGUCGCCGCCACGUCCCGGACCGGGCAGCGCGGCGGCAGCUGCGGCUGCGAAUAGCUAUGCCAAGUUUGCGGAUGCUCCGCAACACUUUAUACAAUCGCCGGCGUACAGCAUUGGAAUCGCACCGGUGGCCAGCUAUCGGGAGAACCAUUAUAUGCGGAUACCUCAGGCCUCGGUGCCGGAAUUUCAACGUGCCGGACGUGCCGCAACUGUGGCCUCCGGUGCCGUUGGCGGUGGUUGCAAGACCGGACCGGGUGGUGGCGCCUCAUCUGUCGCCGGUCCCGGUGCCGGCGGUGUUCUCCAAGUGGCCGGCAACAUGCCGCCGCCGGGCGCCCAGCCGGGCAGCGUGCUCGUCAUGGAGGCCAUGUCGCAUUACCCAACGUUGCAGUACAACAACGAAUACCUGACCAAUGCCGCAGCUGUGGCAGCUGUCAAUCAGCGACAACAGCAGCAGCAGCAGCAGCAAGUGCAGCAGCAAGUGCAGCAGCAAGUGCAGCAGCAGCAUCAUCAGGCGCUGUCUGAUCCGCCAGGCAGCAUGGGUCAGCCCUACAAGAAGCAGCGCUUGAGUGAGCCCAAUGCCAGCAGCAUGAAUCACCUGCCACACCAGCAGCAGCAGCAGCAGCAACAACAACAACAACAGCAGCAGCAGCAGCAGCAGCGCUCGUCGCCCGCUCAGCAGCACAACAGCCGGCAGAGCAACCAUGGCGCCAUGUUGCAUAUGUCCGCUGCCGCGGCAGCUGCCUCAGGGCUGACACCGCUGGCCAUGCAGCAGCUCAAGGUGGAAACGCUGCCCCAACAGCAGCAGCAGCAACAGCAGCAGCAGCAGCAGCAGCAGCAGCAGCAGCAGCAGCAUGCUCAUGCACCACGUGGCAUUUUGCCGCCGCCAAUUGUCUCAACAGCCCAGUUGAUCAGCGUCUCCACGGCGCCCAUGAUUAGCGGCGGCAGCGGCAGCAGCAUCAUCAGCAGCAGCAGCCUCGGCGGCAACAUGAGCAGCGGCCUCAGCUGCGGCAUGGGCAGCAGUCAAGCUGCAAUGGCAGCAGCAGCAGCCGCUGCAGCGGCGGCAGCUGGCAGCAGCUCCGAGGCAUACCAUCCACAGGUGGAGGCCAUUUCACCCACUUUGCCCAGCGACAAUGCUGAGGAGCGUGCUCGCAGCAGCGGCAGCGGCAACAACAACAACAACAACAACAAUGCCAGCAGCAGCAUCAGCAUUAGCAGCAGCAGCAGCAGCAGCAACAACAACAGCAACAGCAGCAACAUCGCCAAGGAGGAGCUAUUGAUGCAGAUUCAACGUGUUGACAAUGAGAUCAAGUGCGCCGAAACGGCAAUGGAAGCGUUGCGCAGAAAGGAGAAGGCGCUGCUGGAGGAGGCGGCGGCAACAGCUGCCGCUAUCAAGCAGCAACAGGCAGCCGCUGCGGAGAGCAGCACCAGCUUCAGCGGCGCCAGCUGCAGCAGCGCCAGCGGCACGAGCAGCAGCAACGGCAAUGAGAUUAUGGAGCUGGCGUGGCGUACACAGAUGCUGGCGCAGGGCAUCUAUGAGGCGAACCGGAGGACGGCCGCCGAACAACAUUCCCAGGUUGAGGAGGCGGGCGGCGGCGAGGAACGUGCACGCCCCUGGCUGCCAUUAUAUAACCAACCGCUGGAUGUGGAGGCAUUGACGCAUCUAAUCAAACGCCAUCAGACGCUGAUCAAGAAUCCCUUGCUGACGCAUAUACGCAAAUUGAAAGCGGAACGCUGGGAGCACAAUCAGGGUCUGGUUGAGAAAUAUACCAAGGAUCAGGCCGAUUGGCAGCGACGCUGCGAACGGGCCGAGGGCAGUGCCAAGCGCAAGGCGCGCGAGACCAAGAAUCGUGAAUUCUUCGAGAAGGUGUUCACGGAGCUGCGCAAACAGCGCGAGGACAAGGAGCGCUUCAAUCGUGUCGGCUCACGCAUCAAAUCCGAGGCAGAUCUCGAGGAGAUCAUGGAUGGCUUGCAGGAGCAGGCGCUGGAGGAUAAAAAGAUGCGCUCCUAUGCCGUUAUACCGCCGCUGAUGCACGACGCCCGUCAACGCCGUUGCGCCUACCACAACGAGAACGGACGCAUCGAGGAUAUGGUGGCCGUGCACGAGGAACGCAAGGCCCUCAAUCUGUGGACAGCCGGCGAGAAGGAGACCUUCAAGGAGAAAUAUCUACAGCAUCCGAAGAACUUUGGUGCCAUUGCGGCCAGCCUGGACCGCAAAUCGCCGCAGGAUUGCGUACGCUAUUACUACCUCAGCAAAAAGACGGAGAACUACAAGCAGCUGCUACGCAAAUCCCGCCAGCGGACGCGCAGCAGCCGCAACCCGGCCAAGGCCCAGGCACAGCAGCCCCAAUGCAUUAUCGAUUCCCUCACAACUGGCGUCACGACUCGCCUCCAGCGCGAACAGCAACAGAAAUCCGGCAAUCGUUCCAGCGCCGUCGCUGAACGCGAACGUGCCGAACGCGCCGCCGAACGGGAGCGUGUCGCCGAAAAGGCCGCCGCCGAUGCGGCCAAGGCGGCCGAAUGUGCAGCCGAGAAGGCGAGCGCCGUCAGCAAAGCCGCCGAGGCGGCUGCCGGUAGCGAGAAGGUGGCCAAGAGUGCAGCUGCAGCAGCAGCAGCAGCAGCCGCCGCGGCAGCAGCUGAUAAGUCGGAGGCUGCAAAGGCGACGCAUGCAGCAGCAGAGAAGCAUGCAACAGCAGCUGCAGCAGCCGCAGCAGCGGCCGCAGCUAAAACGGAGAUCUCAACGGGCAGCAGCAGCAGCAGCGAUGCCAAAGCCAAAACCGCUGAGGAGCAAGCGGUUGCAUCCACGUCAUCCGCUGCAACUGCAACAGCUGCAGCGGCAGCGGCAGCGGCAACAGCUGCUGCCAACGAUGCAGCCACCGGCUCAGCGGCAGCGCCCAAGGCGUCCAAGUUGCAGCCAGGCGAGGCAAAAGCCGCCGCAGCAGCAGCAGCAGCAGCAGCCGCUGCAGAAGCAGCCAAGUCCGAGCGGGAGCAGCCAACGGACGCGGAUGAGCAUCGGGCCGCCAAGAGCAAAGCAAAGGCCGCCGAUAGCUAUAAUGCAACUGGUGCAGCCGGAACUAGUGUCACGCCCUCAGCUACGCCCGCGGUCAGCGUGGCGCUCAACGGCUUCAAGCCCGGCUACCAGAGCGUCGUCAUGGCCAAUGUCAAGGCGCCAGCGCCAACAGCUGGCCUUGAUGAUGCCGCAACCGGAACUGCAGCAACAACGUCGACAAAUGCAACGGGCGAUAAAAUCGUCAAGGCCUCAUCGACAGCAGCUGCAGCUGCGGCUGGCUUCGCUGUGCCCAAUGCGGCUGUAUCGGAGCCGGUGAGCAAUGCAACGCUAACGACGGCAACCACGGCUGGCAACUAUUUGGGCCAGAAGCUGAAGGCGGCACAAGUCGAGGGACUCGGUGCCGGCAAUGAUCUGCACUCGGAUGUUAGCGAGCCCAAGAAGAAACGCUACGAGCUGACGCCUGGCGAGGCAAACAACGCCAGCAGCAACAACAACAACAACAAUAGCAACAACAACAACAGCAGCAACAACAACAUCAAAGUGACCACCACCAAGGAUGCAUCGAAUCAAGUCUCGUUCAUUGAUAAGGCCACCGGCUCCAUGCUGACACCCGCGUCAUCCAUAUCGUUGCUCUACAACAGCGCCAUGUCCACAACGGCCGCGGUGGCUGCGAUGGCAACCGGCGCAGGAGCAGGCACAAGGCCAACGACGGCAUUGACUCCGACCAUGGUGACAGAUCGGGCUGGCAAUUUGCUGAGCACAUCCGAGGUUCUGGCAUUGGAUGGCAAAGAUAAACUGGCGAACUGUUUCGUGUGCAAGGCGGAGGCCUGUCCGCGUACGCGCCCAUUGAAGAAGGGGCGCGGCCAGCAAUAUGCAAUACCUGACGAAACGAUACCGGCGGGCGCACGCGUCUGCAACACAUGCCAGUGCAAAUCGGUGCGCAAUCGCUAUCCGAACUGCCCGUUGCCGACGUGCCCCAAUCCCAAGGAUCGAGCACAACGAUUGCGCAACAUACCGACGCGCCUGUUCGAGCUGUCGCCAGAGCUGCGGGAUCCAUUGAUGGCCGAAUUUCAAAUACCCAUGCAUGCGACGCGCUGCUGUUCCGCCUGUUUGAUGCGCAUCCGUCGCAAGCUCGAUCCGCAGCUGAAUCUCACCGAUGACGACCGACAUCGUCGCGGCGGCACUGGCAGCGGCAGCGGCGGCGGCGAUGCCAGCGCCGGCGACGAAACCGACGUGAGCACCUCCUCCUGCGAUGAGCGCGAACCGGGCGGCUCUGAUACCGCCUCCGUCGAGAGUCCCGAGUAUCUGCAGCGGCACAAGUCUCAGCUGAGUAAGCAGCAGCAGCAGCAGCAGCAACAACAGCAGCAGCAGCAGCAGCAACUGCAGCAACAACAGCAGCAGCAACAGCAGCAUCAGCAACAGCAGCAUCAGCAACAACAGCAGCAGCAACAGCAGCAACAGCAACAGCAGCAACAUCAGCUGCCACAGCCGCCACCAGUGCCGCAUAAGCCGCAACACCAGCUGCAACAUCAACAGCCCUCGGCGAUCAAUGUGCGCAGCGUGGCAGAUGCCACAGGCGCCGCGCUGACCAUCACGCCCACUCGCAUGAGCGCCAAGCAAGCGGCUGCAGCAGCAGCGGCAGCAGCAGCAGCCGCUGGCCACGACAACGAGCGCCUGCUGCCGCCCGCCUGCCAAGCGCCCAAGAAGCAGAAGACCAGCGAGGAGUACGACUCGUCGGCCACGGAGACAGCGGAUGAGGAGAACGAGAACUCGCCGGCGAAUCGCCAGAGUCCCAAGGUGAUCUUCAAUGCGGUCGCACACGCGCAUGCCCACGGCCAUGGUCACGGUCACGGCCAUGGCAACAAUGUGGCCGGACUGCAGCCGCCACAUGCGGCAGGAUCUGUGCCACUGAGCGCACAGCAGCAGCAGCAGUUGCAACAGCAGCAACAACAGCAGCAGCAACAGCCUAAUGGACCCAUGAGCCUGCGCCGCGAGCCGGUCAACAAUGUUCAGGAUUGCGUUUACUCGGUUAUCGAGCGGCAGCUGAAACAGCAGGCCAAGGGCCCACAGCUGCCCGGCAACAAUCAGGGCAAGCAAGGCGGGCAACAGCAGCAACAGCAGCAACAGCAGCAGCAGCAACAGGCACACAACAACUUGGAGCGUAAGGAGCUGAGCACAGUGCGUGAAUAUAGACAGGAUGGCAGCGCUUUGCUCAAGCAGCAGCAACAGCAGCAACAACAACAGCAGCAGCAGCAGCAACAGUUGCAACAGCAGCAGCAGACACCACCGCCAGCGGGGCUGCCACAUGGCACUUCUGUGCAGAAGAUAAACGCACGCGCCGUGCCGCCGCCCAACUCCGUCAACAGCAGCAGCAGCGGUAGCAGCAACAGUCACAGCAGCAACAGUAACAACAGCAACAACAAUGCCAGCAGCAGCAACAACAAUAGCAGCGACAAUUUGGCCACUUUGUCUGUGGUCAAUACGCAUCUGGCAGCGCAUCAUGUGCACAUGCCACAUCCGCUGUUGCAGCAGCAGAAACAGCAACAACAGCAGCAGCAACAGCAACAACAGCAGCAACAACAGCAGCAACAGCAGCAGCAGCAGCAACAGCAACAACAAUUGUUGAGCAGCAUUGAAAAGGCCACCAUUACGCCCGUGAUGAAGAAGAGCGCUGUCUCGUCCACACCGCCCGAUACAAUCAUCUACAAUGUGUCCGGCAGUCAUUUGGCAGCACAGCAGCAACAUCAACAGCAACAUCAGCAGCAGCAGCAGCAUCAGCAUCAGCAAUCCGCACCGCCAGCAACGCAUUCGGUGCACGCAACGCUGCCACAACGUUUGGCUGUGGAGCCAGAGCCGCAGACGCUCGACUUGAGCAUCAAGAAGCCUCCGCGGGAUGGCCACUCGCCGCAUACGGGCGCCGGCGCCGUUGAUCGACAUCAUGGACCGCCGCCGACAUUGGGCGGCGCCAUGAAGCACAUUGUGCGCACGGCGCCCAUGUAUAGAUCCGAGGCGGGACCCGCAUUGUCGGUGCCCGGCGGACCGCCCAAUGCGCCCAGCUAUUUGAUGUACCAGCAGCUUCAUGGCGUGGGCGUGGGCGUAGGCGUGGUCAAGUCAUCUGCUGUGCCCGCCCAGCCGGGCUCGCUGUAUGUGCAACCCGUACCUGUACCCGCCGGCCAGGGCCAAAUGACGCGUCCAACGCCGCCGCCGCCCGCACAGCCGCAGCCGCCGCCGACGCGCGUCUCCAAGCUGCCGCCCAAGCUCAGUCCACAGCAGCAGCAGCAGCAGCAGCAACAACAACAUUUGCACAGUCAGGUGCCGUCGCCGCAGCAACAGCAGCAGCAACAGCAGGCAGCAGCUGCAGCUGCAGUUAGCGUCGCCCAGCAGCAGCAGCAAUUGCAGCUGGUAAAGGGCGGCUCCAUAACCCACGGCACGCCCACCAAUAGCGCACAGCAGCAACAGCAACAGCAGCAAAUUAUUGUGCAUGCAACGCCCUCUUCGCUGCCCAGUCCCAAAUAUGAGAGCCUGGUGCGCCAGACGCCGCCGGGCAGCUGUCCGGAGAGCGGCAAGCAUGGCUCGAUCACGCAGGGCACGCCGCUGCAUUUGCCGCCGCAUCCGUUGGAUAGCAAGCGGGCUUAUGAUUUCUAUAAGAGUUCGCAGCGCUUGAGUCCCGCACAGGCGCCGCCGCCGCCGCCGCAGCAGUCGUCGCCGCAGGCACCGCCGCCCCAGGGCUAUGGCGUGGGCGUUACCGUUGGCUCGCCCUAUGCCCGCUCGCCCUACAGCACCGUCGUCGAGCAGGCCUCGGCGCUCAGUUCGCGCCAGAUUGUCAUCAACGACUAUCACACCUCGCAGCAGAUGCAGGGCCAGCAGCAGCGCAACGUCUCCCGGGGCAGCAGCAGCGCCGGCGGCGGCGCCGGUUCCGGUUCGGACAAGGAGUCGCCGUCGCCCCGCAACAGCAUUAGCAGCGGAUCGGCUGUCUAUGCCGGCUACGAGAAGGAGCCACAGCCUCGCGGACGACCCGAAUAUUCCAGUCGCGCCUCUCCGGCCGAUCAUUCCAACAGCACACCCAGUCCGCAUCGCACGCCGCCACCGCAGCGUCAGGGCGUCAUUCAGCGCCACAACACGGGCUCCAAGCCCCCGUCGCCCGCUGCGCCGCCACCCAAUCGCAUGCACAUUGUCACACCCUUCAAUUUUCCGCCAGCUGGCCACGAUGCGCUGGCCUCGUUUGUGGAUGUGGCCGUGCAGCAGCCACAGCUGCCGGUGCCAUCGCAAAAGGAUGACAAAUCGCCAGUGUCGCAGCCGCCACCGCAGCCACAGCCGCCGCCAUCGACACACGGUCCGAUAAUAACGCACGCCCAGGUGGCGCCGGGACAGCCGGUGCCGCCGGCAGCGCAUCACGAUCUGCGCUAUCGGGCCGAUCAGAUAUCGGCCAACUAUCAUCAUCAGAUGGCCGCCGCGGUACACCAGCAGCUGGCCCAGCAGCAGUACAGGCAGCAGCUGAACGCCGCCGCUGCCGCGCACGAGAUGCAGCGUCGCAUGGAGCAGGUUAAGCGCGACCAACGCCAGAUCAAUCACAACAUAGAACGGGAACGCGAGCUCCAAAAGGAGAUCAUGCAAAAUCAGCAUCGCAUCGAGCGACAGCGCGAACAGGAGCGCCAGCGCCGGGAGCAGGAACGCCGCGAACAGGAGCGCGCCGCCGAGGAGCGGGACACUCGACGCAUGGAGCGCAUGCUGGCCGCGGCCAAUGCUGUGCCACCGCCAAGCCAUGCCCAUGCUCAUCCUCAUGGACAUGGGCACUAUAUGCGUGGCCCGGUGCCUGAAACUGGGCCGCCACGCACCAUACCUGACCGCGAGCGCGAAGCCUACUAUCGUCAGGCACACGGCAGCAAUCCACCGGAGGAUGCACCUGGACAAUUCAGCGCCCAGAGUCUGAUUGAUGCCAUCAUCAAGCACGAGAUAAGCCGCACCGGCGACAUCGGCAACCUGCCCCGCGACAUACCGCGUCCCAACUACGUGAGUACAACGUCGCCUGGAUACCCUCUUGAGUAUUGUGAGCUAACCUUUGCCCUCAAACGCUUUCAGUAUCCGCGCGACCUGCGCCAGUCGCACGAGGGUCCCGUCUCGCUGCGGGCCGCCGAAAACAACGGCAGCAUGAACUCCAGCUCGCCCAGCGUCAACAGCAUUGAUCUCGAGCAGGAGCAGCGUCCACAGCAACAGUCGCAGCAGCAGCAGCAACAGCAGCAACAACAGCAGCAGCAGCAGCAGCAAUCGAAGUCCGGGAUGUCGCAGUCCGGCUCGGAGCGCUCCGUGCAUGGCACGCUGCGCGGUCAGGUGCCGCCGCCUACGCACCAUGGCACGCCCAUUUCACAAUCGGGCAGCGGCCCGACAUCGCAGCAGCAGCAACAGAUACACACGAAGAACAUCACCUUCGGGGAGCUGACGGACUCGAUAAUCGCCAAAGACUACGGACCGAAUCCGCAUUUGCGUCCCACCUAUUUGCCGUACAUGCAGGAUACGCAGAGCAUAUUGCCCCCCGAUCGCUGGAAGCAGAAUCGCCGCCAGCAGCAGAAGGCCGAGGAGGCGGCCGCAGCGGCAGCGGCAGCGGAACAACGUGCCAAACAAUCGCGGUGGCAGCAGCACUAGCAGCAACAGCAGCGGCAGCAGCAGCAGCAGCGGCAUCGGCAGCACAGCAGCGGCCCCGGCGGCGGCGGCAGCAGGGGCAGCGACGGCGGCCCACCAUCGGGUGGCGGACGGGCCAAUACGCCCGGCGAGGAUGCACGCAACAUAAUACGCCUGCCGCAGGCGGUCAGUCCACGGAAGUACGCCCACGAGCUGAUCAUGCAGCAUGCCGCAGUUGCCGUUGGCGCCGAUCCCACACACUAUUUCCUCCAGGCACCCGGCGCUGUCGUCGGCCGCAACAGCGGCGGCGGAGUCGUUGUGCCGCCGCCGCCGCCCUCCGGCGGCGAGCAGCGUGGCCCCGGCGCCGACAGCGGCAGCGGCGGCGGUGGUUCGGGCUCUAAGUUUGACAACUAUGUAAAGAAUCGCAUUGCGGAGGUGAUGCGCGACGAUUACGGCAAGAGUCGCAACGUGGAGGAGCAGCUGCACGCACAGGUGGCACACCUGGCACACGCCCAUGCCGUGGCCGCCCAGAGUCACGUCAAGGAGUCGGCGGCGCCGCCGCCAACGCACGAGAUCAGCGUGUCGCGCAAAACGCCCAAUCAGUACGAUGUGAUAGACAGUGGACGACGCUCGGCCAGCAGCAGCAGCGCCGGCUCCAACAGUCACAGUGCGUCCGCCUAUCAUGCGCCGCCGCCGCCGUCGGCGGUGAACGCCUUCGCUGCCAACACCUAUGCGUAUCCGUUCAGCGCUCUGACUGUGCCCAGCGCUGCCGGCGGUCUGCCGCCGCCGCCGUCCAUGCCCUUGGCGCAUCAGUCGGCGCCGCCCUCUCACUUGAGUUGCAAGGUGGCGCAUGCGCUCAGCGAGGUGGGCGCCGCAGCGGCAGGCGUCAGUUUGGUUGUCGGCGGCGGCGGCGGCGUCGUUGGCAGCGGCGGUCCAGGUGCUGGCGGCUCAGUGGGCGGCGUCAUGGGCGCCUCAGCUGGCGGCGGCGGUGGUCCGCUAAAUGCCAACAUAUUGGCCGUUGCUGCUGCCGCUGCGGCAGCAGCAGCCGCUGCCUGCGAGCCAAAGCCUCUGCUGUCCUCCAAAUAUGAGGCGCUUAGCGACGAAGAUUAGUUGUGACUGCAGGCGUCGUCGUCCGGCAUGCGCAGUCUGACGGCAGCAGCGACGGCGCCUCCAGCAGCCCAUCCACAUAACGCAGCCAACGUCUA
Messenger RNA from Drosophila virilis, 10148 nucleotides. The record is from RefSeq and is a predicted model, not a curated record. Lineage: Eukaryota; Metazoa; Arthropoda; Insecta; Diptera; Drosophilidae.